AGAAAAAGAGCACUCCCACCCAAGCUGUUUCCACGGCAACCAUACGGAUUCAAACAUGGCGCCCGGAAAUCAAACUAUCCUCUCGUCCACUCCUCUGCAGAUCCUCUUCUACCUCAACAGCUGGUACUUCGCCGCCUUCUACCUGGCAGAGAUCCUCAUGUUCGUCUACAAAGGCGUCAUGCUGCCGUAUCCGUCAGAUAAUCUGGUUCUGGACCUGGUUCUGCUGCUGCUGUUCCUCGCUCUGGAGAGCCUCCGGAUCUUUUACGGCUGGAAGGGGAACCUCUGUGAACGUUCUCUGGCCUCCUGCGUUUCCGUCUUCAUCCUGUUUCCGUGCGCUGCUCUGGCCGUUUACUACCUGCUGCUGCAGACCUUCGUCCUGCGUCUGGAGUUCAUCCUCAGCUCCGUCCUGCUCGCCUUCUACAGCCUGGAGUUCCUGCUCGGCCUGCUCUCCAUAUCGGCCUUCUCCAGGUCCAGAGUGUACUGAGGAGGAGGAGGAACAGAAACAGGACGGAUCGUGUAAAUAGAAUUCUCUUAAAACAUGUAAAUAUGUCUGAUAUUUUUCUAUCGCAGCUUCUUUUCUUCUUUUUUUUACUGAGAAUGUAUAAAACCUGACAUUAAAGUGUUUUUGUAAAUAAACUUUGUUAAUAAAACA
Messenger RNA from Acanthochromis polyacanthus (spiny chromis), 652 nucleotides. It is a transcript of the gene tmem216, whose product is annotated as transmembrane protein 216. Gene Ontology annotation, cellular component: ciliary transition zone. The transcript has 6 exons. The record is from RefSeq and is a predicted model, not a curated record. NCBI's taxonomy places the organism in Eukaryota, Metazoa, Chordata, Actinopteri, Pomacentridae. The coding region runs from base 56 to 484 and encodes 142 amino acids. Gene Ontology annotation, biological process: non-motile cilium assembly.